AACAAACAACAAAAAGUGUCUGUUAUUCAGUAGCUCGUGGGAACAGUGAAGGUUAAGCAAUAUGUACUUUUUACUGGCUGUGACAACUUUGUUAUUGUCUUUAUACUAUUACUUCACCAGGACAUUUGAUUAUUGGAAGAAAAGAAAUGUCGUCGGACCCAAACCGCUACCAUUCUUCGGUAAUAUCAUAGAUUCUGUUCUUAGACGAGAACAUUUAAUCAUGACUCUAAAAAAGAUUUAUCCAGCAUAUCCAAAUGAAAAAGUCGUCGGCCUUUAUAGAAUGACAACUCCUUGCUUAAUGCUGCGCGAUUUGGAUAUUAUUAAGCACGUUCUGAUCAAAGACUUUGAUUUGUUCGUCGACCGAGGAAUUUCAUUUAGUGAAGAAGGUUUGGGACAGAAUAUGUUUCAUGCGGAUGGUGACAAGUGGAGGGUACUACGACACCGGUUCACACCUCUCUUCACGUCGGGAAAAUUGAAGAAUAUGUUAUAUCUGAUGACUGACAGAGGGGAUAAAGUGAUUGAUUACAUAGGUCAGAUCUAUGACAAGCAAACGGAACUGCCUAUGCAUCUUCUCCUUCAAAAGUUUACAAUAGGAUCAAUAACAGCUUGCGCUUUCGGUGUGGAUCUAGACGAUGAGAUGAUGCAAACACUAGAAAAUUUUGAUAAAAUAAUGUUUGUAACUAAUUACGGCGUAGAAUUGGACAUGAUGUAUCCUGGUAUAUUGAAAAAAUUCAAUAGUUCGCUCUUUCCGAAAAAUAUCAGAACGUUCUUCUAUGAUCUUACGAAAUCUGUUAUAAAGCAAAGAGGUGGAAUGCCAACAAAUAGAAAAGACUUUAUGGAUUUAAUUUUAGAAUUAAGACAGAACAAGACAAUAGAAUCAUACAAAAGAAAUGAUAAUGAAGAUGUAAAAACUCUUGAAGUCACAGACAGUAUAAUUGCAGCGCAGACAUUUGUUUUCUAUGCGGCUGGCUACGAAACUAGUGCAUCGACGAUGACUCACCUGUUUUAUGAAUUGGCGAAGAAUCCUGAUGUACAAGACAAACUCAUUACAGAAAUCAAAGAGGUUCUUAAAGGACACAAUGGGGAAAUAACUUAUGAAAGCUUGAACGACAUGACAUAUCUCCAUCAAGUGUUUGAUGAAACUUUAAGAAAGUAUCCGAUCGCCGAUGUUAUACUGCGCAAGGCUCAAGUUGAUUAUAAACUUCCUGGCACUGAUAUUACUCUUGAGAAAGGGACAUCUGUAGUUUUAUCCACUUGGGGUAUACAUCAUGAUCCAAAAUACUAUCCUAACCCAGAGAAAUUUGACCCGGAAAAUUUUAGUACGGAAAAUGAGAAAAAACGCCACCCUUGCGCCUAUUUACCAUUUGGUACUGGACCCAGAAACUGUAUAGGUAUGCGGUUUGCUAAAUUACAAUCUCAAGUGUUCAUUGUGAAGUUUUUGUCGAAAUACCGUGUGGAGCCAUCGAAGAGUACACCGUCGGAAAUAAAAUACGAUCCCAUGCGUGUACUACUCUAUUCCCAAGGAGGUCUCUACUUGAAAGUUGUGCGUAGAGAUUACUGAAAAACAGACAAGCAAAAUAAUUAACCUUAAAAUCAUCUGUAUAUUUUUAUUCUGUCUGGAAAAAAAAAUGGACUAAUUAUGACACUUGUCUACGCUACAAGCGGUAAAAACUUAAAAAUUAAAGCGCGAAAAAUAUUACCCCAUCUAUCGGUCAGGUAAAAACUGUACUCUCAAAACUUGAUGAAGAACAACUCUAGCGGUCCAAACCUUCACGAGUACACAGGAAUUGUAACUCAAGUUAUAAACAUUUACCGUGAGUUUCUAAGACCAAAUUCCACGUUUAAAACAUUUUGUCAAAGAUAGGGAUGAUAUGUUUUAUACAGAUAAUUUUGCCCUAGAAACCCACGGUUAGUUAUGUAGGCAAAGGGGAUUCUAUUAUGAAAAAUAUAUCAUGUCAUUCAUUUAUAAAUAUAUGUUAUUAAAUACUUUUUUAA
Papilio xuthus (Asian swallowtail) is the source of this 1995-nucleotide messenger RNA. The record is from RefSeq and is a predicted model, not a curated record. Lineage: Eukaryota; Metazoa; Arthropoda; Insecta; Lepidoptera; Papilionidae.